Molecule: messenger RNA, 4241 nt
Organism: Astyanax mexicanus (Mexican tetra)
Lineage: Eukaryota; Metazoa; Chordata; Actinopteri; Characiformes; Acestrorhamphidae
Gene: igsf11
Product: immunoglobulin superfamily member 11
Exons: 7
Coding region: 493-1869 (458 amino acids)
Biological process (GO): homophilic cell-cell adhesion
Cellular component (GO): cell-cell junction
Molecular function (GO): ionotropic glutamate receptor binding
Source: RefSeq, a predicted model, not a curated record
CGGCGGCGGCGGCAGUAUCCCGGGCAGAGUUUUAAUCAGCGGCGGCGGCGCGGAGAGCAGAGCAGAGCCGGGGGAUGGCUGCCUCGACUCACCGCCCAGAGCCCUACGGACCUCCCUCUCCCACAGGCGGGCACUUAUGAAGCGCAGAGCGGCGGAGAGCAGCGGAGGAGUGCGGGGACAGCGCGCGGUCAGCUCCUGAGAGGAGAAUUUACCGGAUAAAGAGGAGAACAGGGCGAGAGCGGGACGCGUAACGGUCAACUUCACACCUAGAACAAGUUGUGUCUGAGAGCCAGUGGAGCCGUUUAUUUGGAGAUAAUGUGUUUGAUCAGUGUUUACGCUGCUCCUUAUCUCGCUUUAUAUACUGAUUUCUGAAGAUAAAGACCCGUAUUCAUGCAUAUAUAUCCAUGGAGCUGUUCUUUCCCCUGUAAGAAACUGUGGAGAGCUCCAAUUUGAACCCCAACAGCAAGAAAACCAGCGAAAAGUCCAACCACCAUGAUGAAAUUUCACAAUUCAGACCUGUGGAUUGCUUGGCUGGUGCUCUCCUGUGUGGAAGUGUGUGUGCACUCGUUAGAGGUGACGGUACGUCAAAGCAGUGUGCAGGUAGCCAGGGGCCAGGCGGCCAUCUUGCCCUGCACCUUCACCACCAGCGCUGCCCUCAACAACCUCUACAUCAUCUGGAUGGUCACACCGCUGGCUAACGCUAACCAGCCAGAGCAGGUGAUCAUCUACCAGGGCGGUCAGGUGUUCAGCUUAGCCAAUCACAUGAAUGGGAGGGUGGGCUUCGUGUCCACCAUGCCCAGCACAAGUGCCUCAAUCUUCAUCAACAACACGCAGCUGUCCGACACGGGUACCUACCAGUGCCUGGUCAACAACCUGCCGGACCGGGGAGGCCGCAACAUCGGCGUCAUCGGCCUGACCGUGCUCGUGCCCCCCUCAGUGCCGACGUGUCGGGUGCAGGGGUCUCUGGAUGUGGGCAGUGAUGUGAUGCUGCUGUGUGGCUCUGAGGAGGGGAUCCCCACCCCCACCUACUCCUGGGAGAAGCUGGAAUCCAUCCCCAAACUGCCUCACACCGCCAUGCAAGAUCAGAUGCAGGGGACGGUGACGUUACGCAACAUCAGCACCACCACGUCCGGGCUGUACCAGUGCACCGCCUCCAACGCCAUCGGCAAGAGCACCUGCGUGCUCAACCUGCAAGUGGUGGCACCUCAGCCCCAGAGCGUGGGCCUCAUCGCCGGGACCAUUGCCACCGCCGUCCUGGCUGUGGUGAUCUGCUCACUGCUGGUGGUGGUCAGUCUCUUCUACUGGAGGAACAAGAACAGAUACGAAGAAGAUGAGAUCCCCAACGAGAUCAGAGAGGACGACCUUCCUCCUAAAAGGUCUUCGUCAGUGAAGGCCUUCCACGCCGACGCCUCGUCCUCGGAGAACGACACGCUGACCUCCACCAACACCUACAACAGCCGCUACUGGCACAACCCCAAGCCCAACUACGACACCAACUCCUACACGCGCUACAACGGCGACACGCGGCAGACCUUCACAGCCGGCGGCGGCAGCGGGGGAGGGCACAGCGGCGGUGGCCCCGCCCCUCCUCGUGCCCCCGCCUACGCCAACGGCAGCCACACCCUUCCGCCACCCAAAACUUUGGUGGUCACCACCAACUCUGCACCGUCCCCGCCUGCCAUGACCCGCAGCAACGGCUCCCUCAGCCUGCGACCGCCGGCGACCGUCACCACGGCACCCGCCACGUCUCACGGCCCGCACGCGCAUACGCACACGCACUCGUACGCCGUGAGCCAGGCCACGCUGGAGCGCAUGGGCGCCGUGCCAGUCAUGGUGCCCACCCAGAGUCGGGCUGGAUCGCUCGUCUAGCAAAAUGAUUAAAACAAACGUACGGAAGAGACGUACAUACAUACCGUACAUUACGUACAUCACGUACAUCACGUACGUUACGAUUUUAUGAGAGUUCGUCCAAUGCCAACUGUCUGGUCCACUACUGAGCAGCACCUAGUGUACUUCUCCUGACUUUUCGCUCUGUGUGUUCUUCUACGUCGGCGGAUUAGCAAUAAAAGCGGCCAUCCCAGAGGCUGAAACGUGGCCAACGAGCCACGUCACCCUUUCUAAUAUAGCAAUCGCGGACGGCGGCGACCCUUUGGAGAACGCUGGGAACUUUGCUCUGAAGUUCUUCGGUCAGAAAACCUUCUGGAAGUGCAUGUCUGUCUGAGAGGAGCACAUCUUUUUUAGUUUUCAUCCUCCACCGUUUGUACUCCUCCGUCACUCGGUAGUCUAAAAGAAAGGUCCUGGAACGUCUUUGGAUCUUUGGGUCUUUGGGUCUUUGGGUCUUUGGGCCUUUGGGCCUUUGGGUCAAGCUGAGCGCACAUGUCUUAAAAUAAUGCUGGCGGGUGGGCUGGCCCAUUUAUUUUUUCGUUUUUUCGCCCAUCUGAAGUUGAAGGACGUUUUUUGAAAGUUUUUAAACACUUUUUUUUUACUUUACUUUACUUUAUUUUCUGCGAAGGUUAUGUUAGUGUGAAGCAGUUUGAAGCAGCUGUGUGGUAAUGCAUAGCUAUUUAGCUUUAACACAUAGUUUUAACACAUUCAUUUUCACUAAAUGUUUUAUUUUUUUUCCACUGAUUUAUUUUAUACAUUUCAACAUUUACUAAUAACUCUGGGGUUAAAACUGUGUAAACAGAGUGUGUAUUCAGAGUGGAGGGUUGGUGUGAUAUUGUGGCUGACAUUAGAGAAAUGUACUGACUCGCUGAUUGAUUUAGUCAGUGUUGGUUCUACAACUUUUAUCAUUAAUUAUUCAGAUAUCUUUAAAAAUUGGUGAAAAAUCAGAGGAGAAAAAAUGAUGUAAACACAUCCAAGCCACAACAAAAAAAACUGUGAUUAUUAUUUACAAAUUAAAAAAUCUCAGUUCUAAAUGAUGUAUAGUCCAAAACUAGGCUUAAUCCCUUUCUAGAAAAUGUAAAGGAACAGCUCUACAAAAAAAUAAAAAAGUGAAAUUAACUUGAUUGAUUGAUCACAAAUCCUAAAUGCAGUUAACCAGCUAAAAUACACUAUAUGGGAAAAAACGUCCAAUUAGAAAUCCAUAGCCAUUAGUGUGGAGUCGGUCCCUUUAAUUUAUAGCCGUGAUUUAAAGAGACAGCGUAAGUACACAAUUUGUAGCCACAAUUUAGCAACAAGCAGUAAGCAAUAAGCAAAAAGGCUACAAAUCGACAAGCAACAAAUCGAGAUAAUAUUUUCUCAACCUUGUGCAAAAUCAUUUUUAAUUAAUAAUUAUUUGCACAAAUAAAAUACACUCUAUGGACAAAAGUAUUGGGGCGUAUAUAUUACAAAUACAGGAGCUUUUAUUUCUGACAUCCAAUUCAAAAUCCUCAAAGUCAUUAGUGUGGAGUCGGUCCCCCUUUGCUGUUACAACAGUUUCCGCUCUCCUUGGAUCAGUUUCUUCGAGAUUUUAGUGGUUUUCAGUUAAACCACUCACUGUUGAUGUUGAUUUUUCAACUAACUGUUCCUUUAAAUGCUAAAAACUGACAAACCCAGUUUAUUUCUCACAAUCGUUCUGAAGAGAAGACCCCCUAAUCGUUUGAUGAGCGUAUGAACGACUGUUAAUGUAGAAAAAAAAAAGUGGAAAAGAAGUCUAAGAUGAGUCUAAAAUGCCUCGGUUUCAGUUUCUUGCUUGGCUACCAAUGCUUCUUUGUUCUUUAUUGUUUGCACUGGAUUAUUUUUUAUCUCAUAUUCUUGAUUAUUUUACUUUCUAAUCUAAUUUUAUUCGAAACUAAAGUGAGUCUUAUUCAACACGGUCUUACAGACUUUACCCCUAAUCCAAUACUACUGAUAACAUAGCCAUAGCCUACCUCUAAACACAAAUACAUCAAAUAAAAUAGCGUACACGUAGAUCAUUUUAUGAAAUUAAUCUUUUCUUUUCUUCUUCUUGGCGUGACGGAGAUUAUAAGAGUAUGAAUUAUUUAUUUUAAACCUUAACCAAACACUGGACUAAUGAGAAAAUAUCAGUAAUUAUUAUUAUUAUACAGAAUCCAAUACAGUUAGGUGCUACACUGCUACAGUCAAGCAGAGGCGUACUGACCCCUACCACAACAAUUUUACUAAAAAAAAAAAGUUUUGAAUUAUUAACAUUAACUCUUUAUUUUAAUGAUUUGUUUUUGCUUGUUUUGUUUGUUUUUUUUACUGUAAAUAUUGUAAGUACCUGUAGUAUAGAAUUGAAAUUAAAUCAUUCUUUUGCCCAA